Molecule: messenger RNA, 1197 nt
Organism: Trichoderma harzianum CBS 226.95
Lineage: Eukaryota; Fungi; Ascomycota; Sordariomycetes; Hypocreales; Hypocreaceae
Exons: 3
Coding region: 1-1197 (398 amino acids)
Biological process (GO): regulation of transcription by RNA polymerase II
Molecular function (GO): zinc ion binding; DNA-binding transcription factor activity, RNA polymerase II-specific
Source: RefSeq, a predicted model, not a curated record
AUGGCGCCGACUUGUCCAGCAAAGGUUCGGGAACGCAGAUCCAUGACGAGGUCGAGAUUUGGCUGCCGGAAUUGCAAGCUCAGAAAAGUCAAGUGUGAUGAAAGCAAACCGUGCUGCAAGAGAUGCAUUUCAUUCGGGGUAUUAUGCAACUUCAGACUUGAUGUUCUUGACCUGCAGCCCGUCACCUGUGAUCCUGUUCUAUAUGCAUCGCAGGUCGCUAGACAAGGGACGGUGCUUCAAGCACCUCCCAGCAGCUCUGUGUGGACAUCUGAUGGAUCAAACUUUUAUCAACUAGACUCAAAGUGUCAGGAUUUUGUGACUAGGUAUCUGGGAAGAAGUCUCAUUACUCCAGACGACCCUAAAAUGGUCCAAGUGAAUCGCAGCCUUAUGGCCUUGGCUUUCUUCAACCCUUUCUUGAUGCACGCCUCCAUAGCAGUGGCCUAUGCGUAUGACCGUCAUUUAACUCAAUCGUCGGACUGCCGUCUUUCGGUAGAAGAGUGCUAUCACCGGUCUCAAAGCUUAGCGAUUUUCAACAAAAGGUUAAAUGAGCCAAUUAAUAUCAAGGAUAAGGAUGCAAUCUGGGCAACAGCAGCUGCGUUAGCCGUCUUGUCUUUUUCGACCCCUGAUGCCACUACACCUGAAGAAUCGUGGCCCCUUAAACCUGCUCAGCCCACGGAUCUGGAAUGGUUACGCAUCAACACAGGCAAAAUGUCUCUAUGGUGCCUAGCUAACCCGCUACGAUCGGACAGUCUAUUCCGUAUCAUGGAGUCAACUUUCGCGGAAAUGAACUCUCCUCUACCAGAGAAAGGUAUAGAUGGCAUGUUAAUAGUCUUGGCUUGCGUCUGUCAUCUUGAAGACUCAUCGACAACGGAAAAUAACCCGUAUUUUAAAGCCGCUCAUGCCGUAUCUAGGAUCCAACGGCUCCCAGAUAAUCAGGUCACCAUAGGGCAAACAGAAGUCUUCACCCGUUGCAUAUGUGGCCCUUUCAAAUCCUUGUUACAAAGAAAAGAUCCUAUUGCACUUUUAUUAAUGUAUUUAUGGUAUCGCAAAGCUGGUCGCAGUAUAUGGUGGAUUGAGCUGAGGGCUAGAGUAGAAUGCCCCUCUAUUUCCUCGUACUUACGGUUAUAUCACAGUAGAUAUGCCACUGUACAUGCAUUCCUGCCAGGAGGUGUUCUCGAAACUUGGAUAGAGGGAUAA